UGAUGAUAACACCACACAUACCACAGUGCUCUUUGCUGACUCACACUGCUUCUCUCCAGAGGGAUUUCUGAUACUUCAACCAUGAUUUUUCAAGCUUUGUUCAGUUGUAUGAAUUUUACUAGUUGGUUUUUGCUCAGUUUUAUAUUGUUAAUUUUAAGUGAUGUAAUACGAAACCGGAGGCCUCACAACUUUCCACCAGGACCCUGGGCUCUGCCUCUGCUAGGAAAUAUCUUCACUGGAGUAGACUACAAAACAAUGCAUGAGCUGGCUCAGAAGUACGGCCCCGUGUUCAGUUUGAGGAGGGGCAGUGAGAGGAAGGUGUUUGUCGCAGGAUAUAAAAUGGUCAAAGAGGCUCUUGUCAGCCAGCUGGACAGCUUUUUUGAUCGACCAAUCGUCCCCCUUAUCCAUGUUGUAUUCAAGGGCAUUGGGAUAUCUAUGAGCAACGGUUAUCUUUGGAAGAAGCAGAGGAAGUUUGCCAACACUCACCUGCGUUACUUUGGAGAAGGCCAAAAGUCACUGGAGAAGUACAUUGAAGUGGAGUGCAACUUCCUUUGUGAAGCUUUCAAGGAGGAGCAAGGAAGACCAUUCAACCCCCACUACAUCAUGACAAAUGCAGUGGGUAACAUCAUCUCCUCUGUGGUCUUCGGACAUCGCUUUGAAUACACUGAUCCGAGCUUUCGCAAAAUUCUGGAGCUGGACAAUGAUGCCGUUGUGCUUGCUGGUUCAGCUCAGACGCAGCUGUAUGAUGCCUUUCCUGGCUUGAUGAAGUACCUGCCAGGACCUCACCAGACUGUCCUUGCCAACUACCGGGAGAUCAUGACUUUCCUAAACAGAGAAAUUGAAAAGCACCAGGAGGAGUGGAACCCAGAUGACCCUCGUGAUUUCCUUGACACAUAUCUGUCAGAGAUGGAGAAAAAAAAAGAGGAUCCUCGUGCUGGCUUUAAUAUUGAAACACUUCUGGUCAGUACCCUUGACCUGAUUGAGGCUGGGACAGAGACAUCUUCCACCACUCUACGCUGGGCCCUAGUAUUUAUGAUGACCUACCCAGAAAUACAGGAGAAAGUCCAAGCAGAGAUAGACAGAGUGGUCGGACAGUCUCGCCUGCCCACUUUGGCCGACAGACCCAACCUGCCCUACACUGAUGCUGUUAUCCACGAGACCCAAAGGGUUGGAAAUAUUAUUCCACUGGGAUUACCAAAAAUGGCCAGUAAAGAUUCUACACUGGGAGGAUAUUUCAUUCCUAAAGGCACAGCUGUUACUACAGUACUUUCAUCUGUGCUGUUUGAUAAAAAUGAGUGGGAGACUCCAGAUGUCUUCAAUCCUGAACAUUUCCUGGACUCAGAGGGCAAAUUUCGAAGAAGAGAUGCCUUCUUGCCAUUUUCAGCAGGUAAACGUGUGUGUAUAGGUGAGCCCCUGGCCAAAAUGGAGCUCUUCCUUUUCCUUGUAUCCCUGCUCCAACGCUUCACUUUGACUCCUGUUCCUGGAGAAAUGCCCAGCUUGGAGGGUGUGAUGGGCUUCAUCUACUCUCCUGAGGAGUUCAGGAUGCUGGCAGUGCCUCGCUGAUGUCAUGCCAUGCAAACUCCACAAGCUUUAUGGGAUCACCAAAUCACAGCAUACUGAAAAAGCAUACUACAAACCCACAGAAAAGGAAUAGCAUGUGCUCAUAUAACUCAUCUGCUACUGAAAAUAUACUCUGUAUAAGAUGUAAUGAACAUUUCACAUAGUAAGACACAAUAUGCAUGGAACAAUCCUAAUUGCUGUUAUACUUUUAUUUCUUGUGUUUUAUUGUGAAGCACUUUGAGUUUUAUCUGUGAAAAGUGCUAUAUAAAACAAUACAAUCUGCUUACAUAAUACAUAAUAAUGGUUAGACAACCUUGGAAAAUAAUGUGCAUGUGUUAGUAACUACUGACUGAACAUAAUUAGGUGUCACAUGAUGCCAUAAGCUAAUACUAACUUGAGUCUUUAUCUAUAUUAAGGCAAAUUACUUCAGAUAUUAUCCUCUGUUUUUAAAUAUAUGUUGUACUUAAAUUAAAUUUGUAAAAAGAACAUUUGAUGAUGUGGAUAAAACUGCCCUUUUUACCAAGCAAACUGUUCUGUGAACUUUGCAUCUGAAACAAAUAAAACAAAUUUCUCUGGAC
Molecule: messenger RNA, 2138 nt
Organism: Oreochromis niloticus (Nile tilapia)
Lineage: Eukaryota; Metazoa; Chordata; Actinopteri; Cichliformes; Cichlidae
Product: cytochrome P450 2J2
Exons: 9
Coding region: 82-1563 (493 amino acids)
Biological process (GO): xenobiotic metabolic process
Cellular component (GO): cytoplasm; intracellular membrane-bounded organelle
Molecular function (GO): heme binding; oxidoreductase activity, acting on paired donors, with incorporation or reduction of molecular oxygen, reduced flavin or flavoprotein as one donor, and incorporation of one atom of oxygen; iron ion binding
Source: RefSeq, a predicted model, not a curated record